Molecule: messenger RNA, 554 nt
Organism: Cryptococcus deneoformans JEC21
Lineage: Eukaryota; Fungi; Basidiomycota; Tremellomycetes; Tremellales; Cryptococcaceae
Product: expressed protein
Exons: 5
Coding region: 132-524 (130 amino acids)
Cellular component (GO): mitochondrion
Source: RefSeq, a predicted model, not a curated record
CUUUCCCCUUUUGCGAACUACUAUACAUCUAGAAACACUUUACUCCUGGAGAUACCAUUCGAUCGGCCUAAUCCAGAUCACAGCUAUAAGCUUUAUCCUGCGACAAUCGCACCAGUAUCAGAACCGCCAGCAUGAUGUUCCUUCCCUCUCUCCGCGCUUCUUCCUCACGCCUCGCCCAGCCCCGUCUCUUUUCCACCACCUCCCGGGUGCUGCAAAAAGCUCCUUUGGCUGCUUCUCCUGAAGCGGCUACACCCGAAGAGCUCCUCGGCAAGAUUGGCCGUAAUGCCGACAAGAAACUUACGCCCUUUGCCGAAUCAUGGGAUAAAUUAAAUGAGGUGUGGCUCAAGACUAAGAAGAUGAACGAUUUGGGGCUUGCUACCAAGGAAAAAAGAUAUAUUCUUUGGGCAUUCUCAAGGUACUCCCAAGGAAGUCCCCCUUCAGCAUUCAUCCGUCCGCCUAAGCCGCCAAAGAAGUUUAGAGGAUGGGGUCCCAAGAUACAGCACGGUGUUCGGGUUAGGGAUUAGGUUGUUAUGAAUGCAUAGUUUCUCUCUUCC